This is a messenger RNA of Penicillium malachiteum, 996 nucleotides long. RefSeq lists its product as uncharacterized. The record is from RefSeq and is a predicted model, not a curated record. Lineage: Eukaryota; Fungi; Ascomycota; Eurotiomycetes; Eurotiales; Aspergillaceae. The coding region runs from base 1 to 996 and encodes 331 amino acids. The transcript is spliced from 5 exons.
AUGUUUGAAUCAUUGCAGCCGGCUGCAUAUGCUCUUUCUUUCAUUUUCUGGGUAAUUGGAACCAUUUCGACGUGCUCGCGCAUCUACUCGCGAGGAUGGAUCAUCGAAGUCUUUGGCAUGGAUGACUGGUGGAUGGUCAUGGUAUUAGUUUUCAACACAGUACAACAGGGAAUGUUUUGUGCGUUUCUUCAUUAUGGAGGUGGAGUUCAUAUCUCCUUCGUGACUAACGAGGAAGAUAUAUUGACCUUGACCAAGCUUCUCUUCGCGGAAGAGAUCAUGUAUAUCUGGAUGCAAUUUAUCAUCAAGACGGCAUUCCUGCUCUUCUAUCUGCGACUAGUCACCAAUACGAAUUUCACCUACAGCGUAUAUGCGGUGAUGGGACUAAAUCUUUCAGUUUCUCUCUCUUUAUGGCUGCUAUACUGUCUCCAAUGUUUGCCCUUGGCAGCGUUCUGGGAUGCGGCAGCAUACCCUGACGCUAAGUGCCUAACAACAACAGUGACCUACUAUGUUCCCGUCACGCUGUGCAUCUUCAUGGAUUUUGUCAUCCUCAUCCUUCCCAUUCGCCCCCUUUGGAAGAUCCAAGCAAGUGUUACCCGUCGACUGGCCAUCAUCGCCACCAUCACCGUCGGUGGCAUCGCAGUGUUGGUAUCCUGUCUGCGCAUCAUCGUCCUCCAUGAGUUUGCAGUAAACCCGGAUUUCACUUACACCCUCGGAAAAAUGGUCAUUAUCUCAGCCAUCGAGCUUAAUGUCGCCAUCACCGCCGCAAAUGUGCCAUCGUUCAAAGCUAUCUGGCGCAAGCAUGUCACUGGAACUUUGACGGGAAAAUCAAACUCUCACUACCUGUCAUCAAUUGGGAAGAAAGGACACUCUGGUGGCAGCAAGGACAUCGCAAUCGCCCAUCAGAGGAGGGAGCCGGAUUAUGAUCAGGCAGAUUUGACAGACUCCGCGUCGACAAAUAAUUUGGUUGAGAGGCUGGGAACUCACGACUCAACUUAA